Messenger RNA from Pygocentrus nattereri (red-bellied piranha), 4869 nucleotides. RefSeq names its product NACHT, LRR and PYD domains-containing protein 12-like. The coding region runs from base 554 to 4723 and encodes 1389 amino acids. Lineage: Eukaryota; Metazoa; Chordata; Actinopteri; Characiformes; Serrasalmidae. The transcript has 13 exons. The record is from RefSeq and is a predicted model, not a curated record. Gene Ontology annotation, molecular function: protein binding.
AAAUGGGACUUUAAUGUGGUUUAACUGCUUUCAUUGUACAUAUAAUACACAUGUGUAAGAGCUGAAGUCGGGCUGGUGGAUUGAGUGGUAGUUUGAACGUUUAAAUUCUAGCAACACUUUAGAAAAUUAUUCUUCGUUAUUGUCACAAAUAUCUGUUCUGUCUUGUGAUUGGUUUGGGGAAAUCACAUGAUGUGGGGAAAAACAGGAAGUUGUGUAAAAGAGAAGAGUGAAGACCGAGACCGUGAGGCUCGAGUGAUAAUAAACGGACGCUGCUGGAGAGAAAUCCGUCUCCAUCCUCCUUCCUUUCCAAACUAAGAGCGAUCCAGCCACCUUAUAUCGGACCCUCACGCCUACACAUGUGAUAUCACUGGGCUGGUUGGCUGAGCCUCCUACCCGGGACUGUGAACAGGGCUGGGUCUAAAAGUACAGGCAGUAAAGGGCAGUACCGCUGUUUGUCCAGUAGACCAAGCAGGAGGACAGCACUGAUAUCAUGGAUGUAUUUUUGGUUGAACUGUUCACAGAGUGCCUGUGUGGGUUUGAAGAUUAAAGCUCCAUGAUGGAUCCUCAUAGUUCCAGCAGUGGAGGAGGAACCUCUGACCCAAAGGUAAAGCGUGCAGGAUCUCCAGAACCCAGCAGUUCGUCCGUGAAGAGGCGUCGGUCAACGUCUGAUCCGGACAGCUUCAGCAGUGACGGAGGAGCCUCUGACCCAGGAUUGCAGACUGAGAGAGCAGGUUCUCCAAUGUCCAGUUCUGUGUCUAUGAAGAGUGACCAGUCCAUGGGGGUCCCGUUUCAGUUCAGCAGAGGGGCAGAAGAGCCCAGCUCUGUGUCUAUGAAGAGUGACCAGUCCAUGCGGGUCCCGUUUCAGUUCAGCAGAGGGGCAGAAGAGCCCAGCUCUGUGUCUAUGAAGAGUGACCAGUCCAUGGGGGUCCCGUUUCAGUUCAGCAGAGGGGCAGAAGAGCCCAGCUCUGUGUCUAUGAAGAGUGACCAGUCCAUGCGGGUCCCGUUUCAGUUCAGCAGAGGGGCAGAAGAGCCCAGCUCUGUGUCUAUGAAGAGUGACCAGUCCAUGGGGGUCCCGUUUCAGUUCAGCAGAGGGGCAGAAGAGCCCAGCUCUGUGUCUAUGAAGAGUGACCAGUCCAUGCGGGUCCCGUUUCAGUUCAGCAGAGGGGCAGAAGAGCCCAGCUCUGUGUCUAUGAAGAGUGACCAGUCCAUGGGGGUCCCGUUUCAGUUCAGCAGUUCACCAGAUUCCACAGAAGCUGCACUGCAGACUCUUACACAUACACUGAGUACAGGGACUGGAGAGCUGCAGCAGGAUUCUUACCAACCAGUGGGUGAUGUCCUGCAGACAGUCUUAGAAAAACACAAAACCAGCCAGAAGAGCAAGUAUGAGAGCUUAUUUGAGGGGCUCAAAACACAAGAAAAUAAAACUCUCUUGAACAGGAUUUACACACAGCUCUACAUCGUAGAGGGAGAGAGUGAAGGAGUGAAUGAAGAACAUGAGGUUUUACAGGUGAUGAAAACAUCCAGGAAACACUUACAAGACACUCCAAUCAACUGUGUAGAUAUCUUUAAACCUCUACAAGGCCCUAACGAAAAAACUGAAGAAAAAGACAUUAAAACUAAAGUUUUCAAACACAAAGAAAAACAGAAAGAAAGAAAAAGAGAGAGAAGAACAGAAGUUCCGAAUCUCAGAGCUGUGCUGACUAAAGGCAUCGCUGGAAUUGGAAAAACUGUCUCUGUGCAGAAGUUCAUUCUGGACUGGGCUGAAGGAAAAGCCAAUCAGGAUGUAGAUUUCAUGUUUGUGCUUCCGUUCCGGGAGCUGAACCUGAUUAAAGAUGACCAAUAUAGUCUUCAUGAACUUCUGUGUGACUUCCAUCCUGAGCUCAAAGAUCUGGACCCAGAGAUUUAUGAUCAGCUCAAAGCUGUGUUUAUAUUUGAUGGACUGGAUGAAAGCAGAAUUCCACUGGACUUUGAACAGAGUGAGAAAAUAUCUGACAUCACCAUGACGUCAUCAGUGGGUGUGUUGAUGACCAACCUCAUCAAUGGAGAGCUGCUUCCCUCUGACCUCAUCUGGAUAACCUCUCGACCAGCAGCAGCCAAUCAGAUCCCUCCUAAAUACAUAGACCGUGUGACAGAGAUUCAGGGAUUCAAUGACCCACAGAAGGAGGAGUACUUCAGGAAGAAGAUUAGUGACCAAGACCAAGCCAAUAAAAUCAUCUCCCACAUUAAGGCAGCGAGGAGCCUCCAUGUCAUGUGCCACAUUCCAGUCUUCUGCUGGAUCUCAGCCACUGUUCUUCAGAAAAUCAUCAAACAACAUAACACUAAAAUCCCUAAAACUCUGACUGAGAUGUACUCGCACUUCCUGAUCACUCAGACAAACGUGAAGAAUGAGAAGUAUGAGGAGAAAGAUGAGAGAGACCCAAAGAACCUGCUGGAAUCCAACAGAACCGUUCUUCUGAAAUUGGCUGAACUGGCUUUCAAACAGCUGAUGAAGGGCAAUGUGAUGUUCUAUGAAGAGGACCUGAGAGAGAGCAGCAUUGAUGUCACUGAGGCCUCAGUGUAUUCUGGGAUUUUCACUGAGAUCUUUAGGGAGGAAUGUGUCCUUCACCAGAGGAAGGUCUACUGCUUCGUUCAUCUGAGCUUUCAGGAGUUCCUGGCCGCUGUCUUUGUACAUCACUGCUAUGAGAGCAAGAACAUGGAGAUACUUAUGUAUAUCAGACCACAACACAGUGAGUUGUCCGAAAAUGUUUCACUGGAUGAUUUGCUGGAGGGAGCAGUGGAUAAAGCCUUAGAGAGUGAGAAUGGACAUCUGGAUCUAUUUCUCCGUUUCCUGCUGGGCAUCUCAGUGGAGUCCAAUCAGAGACUUUUACAAGGUCUACUGAAACACACACGGAGUAGCUCGGAAAACUUUAGCAAGACAACGCAGUUCAUCAAACAACAAAUAGAAAGAGGGCAUCUCCCUAUUAACAGAUCCAUCAAUCUGUUUCUCUGCCUGUGUGAAAUGAAUGACCAGUCUCUCUGCAAAGACAUUAAGAAACGUCUAAGUUCAGAUGAAUCCUCAGAAAAGAAUCUCACACCUGCACAGUGUUCAGCACUAGCCUGUAUUCUUCUGAUAUCAAAAGAGGUGAUGGACGAGUUGGACCUGAAGAAAUACUGCACAUCAGAGGAGGGUUAUAAGAGGCUAUUCCCAGCUGUGAAUGUCCACAAAAAGGCUAGGCUAGCUGGAUGUGAUCUCACCAAGAACUCCUGUGAAGCUCUCUGCUCUGCUUUACAAUCAGUAAACUCUGCCCUGAGAGAUCUGGAUCUCAGUAACAAUGACCUGCAGGAUUCAGGAGUGGAGCUGCUCUCUGCUGCACUGAAAACUUCACACUGUAAACUGGAGAUACUCAGACCUCCACCAUGGGCAACUGUCUCCGCAAGACUAGCUGGAUGUCAUCUCACCAAGAACUCUUGUGAAGCUCUCUGCUCUGCUUUACAAUCAGUAAACUCUGCCCUGAGAGAUCUGGAUCUCAGUAACAAUGACCUGCAGGAUUCAGGAGUGGAGCUGCUCUCUGCUGCACUGAAGACUUCACACUGUAAACUGGAGAUACUCAGGCUAGCUGGAUGUGAUCUCACCAAGAACUCCUGUGAAGCUCUCUGCUCUGCUUUACAAUCAGUAAACUCUGCCCUGAGAGAUCUGGAUCUCAGUAACAAUGACCUGCAGGAUUCAGGAGUGGAGCUGCUCUCUGCUGCACUGAAAACUUCACACUGUAAACUGGAGAUACUCAGACCUCCACCAUGGGCAACUGUCUCCGCAAGACUAGCUGGAUGUCAUCUCACCAAGAACUCUUGUGAAGCUCUCUGCUCUGCUUUACAAUCAGUAAACUCUGCCCUGAGAGAUCUGGAUCUCAGUAACAAUGACCUGCAGGAUUCAGGAGUGGAGCUGCUCUCUGCUGCACUGAAGACUUCACACUGUAAACUGGAGAUACUCAGAUUGUCUGGUUGUAUGGUCACAGAUCAAGGCUGUAUUUCUCUGGCUUCAGCUCUGAAGUCAAACCCCUCCCACCUGAGAGAGCUUGAUCUGACCUAUAAUCACCCAGGAGAGUCUGGAGUGAAGCUGCUCUCUGAUCUACUAGAAGAUCUACACUGCACACUAGAUACACUUAGGAUGGAUUGUGGAGGGGAAAUCAGGAUCAAGCCAGGUCUGAAGAAAUAUCCCUGUGAUCUCACUCUGGACCCAGACACAGCACACGCACACCUCUCUCUGUCUGAGGGGAACAGAAGGGUGGAGAACGUUGGAGAGGAGCAGCCGUAUCCAGACCAUCCGGGCCGAUUUGAACACCAGCCACAGGUUCUGUGUAGAGAGAGCCUGACUGGACGGUGUUACUGGGAGGCGGAGUGGACGGGGCAGGGGGCUGUUAUAUCAGUGUUGUACAGGGGGAUCCAAAGGAAAGGAGACGGUCUGUUUGGAACUAAUGAGGAAUCCUGGAGCCUGAACUGCUGUAAUAACAGUUACUCUGUCUGUCACAAUAACACGAGGACUGUCGUGCCUGACCCGCCCUCCAGCUCCACUGCAGUAGGGGUGUAUGUGGACUGGCCGGCUGGCGCUCUGUCCUUCUACAGCGUCUCGCUGGACACACAGACACUGACCCAUUUAUACACAUUCAACACUAAAUUCACUGAGCCGCUCUGUGCUGGACUCUGGGUUGGUGAACACUCCUCAGUACGUUUACGUGGCAUAGAAUAGAGUCUGUAGAGUUUACUGUGAGAUACUGCAGAGCUCUCCCUCUCUCUCUCUCUCACUCACUCACUCACUCACUCACUCACUCUGUCUCUGUCUCUCUCUCUCUCUCUCUCUCUCUCUCUCUCUCUCUCUCUCUCUCUCUCUCUCUC